Messenger RNA from Apaloderma vittatum (bar-tailed trogon), 880 nucleotides. RefSeq names its product phosphatidylinositol glycan anchor biosynthesis, class U (gene PIGU). The record is from RefSeq and is a predicted model, not a curated record. Gene Ontology annotation, biological process: protein localization to cell surface; attachment of GPI anchor to protein. Lineage: Eukaryota; Metazoa; Chordata; Aves; Trogoniformes; Trogonidae. The annotation marks the transcript as partial. Gene Ontology annotation, cellular component: GPI-anchor transamidase complex; membrane. The transcript has 7 exons.
CUAUCUGUUAAACCCUUACACUGUGAUGUCUUGCGUGGCCAAGUCCACCUGCGCCAUCAACAACUCUGUCAUCGCAUUCUUCAUUUUAGCUACAAUAAAAGGUAGUGCCUUCCUCAGUGCUGUGUUCCUAGCCUUAGCAACGUACCAGUCGCUCUACCCGCUCACAUUGUUUGCUCCAGCACUCCUUUACCUUCUACAGCGUCAGUUCAUCCCAAUAAAACUGAAAAGUAAAAGCUUCUGGCUCUACACCAUGCAGUAUGCAGCCCUGUACCUGUGCAGCCUGGUGGUGAUCAUCUGCCUCUCCUUCUUCCUCCUCAACUCCUGGGACUUUAUCCCAUCUGUUUACGGGUUUAUCCUUUCAGUUCCAGAUCUGACACCCAAUAUUGGCCUUUUCUGGUACUUCUUUGCUGAGAUGUUUGAACACUUUAGUCUUUUCUUCGUCUGCGUGUUUCAAAUCAAUGUCUUCUUCUACACCAUUCCCUUGGCAAUAAAGCUAAAGGAACACCCCGUGUUCUUCAUGUUUGUCCAGAUGGCAAUCAUUUCUAUCUUCAAGUCCUAUCCCACUGUGGGAGACAUUGCAUUGUACAUGGCCUUCCUUCCAGUCUGGAGCCACCUUUACAGAUUCCUCCGGAACAUCUUCAUCCUCUCGUGCGUGCUCAUUGUCUGCUCGCUCCUGUUCCCCGUUCUGUGGCAUCUGUGGAUUUACGCAGGAAGUGCCAACUCCAAUUUUUAUUACGCCAUCACGUUGACUUUCAACAUAGGGCAGAUCCUGCUCGUCUCGGAUUAUUUUUAUGCCUUCCUCCGGCGGGAGUACUACCUCACUCACGGACUCCACUUGACAAGGCAGGAUGGCACAGAGGCCAUGCUUGUUUUGAAAUAA